Drosophila persimilis is the source of this 1867-nucleotide messenger RNA. Its product is annotated as alpha-taxilin. Lineage: Eukaryota; Metazoa; Arthropoda; Insecta; Diptera; Drosophilidae. Gene Ontology annotation, molecular function: syntaxin binding. The record is from RefSeq and is a predicted model, not a curated record. The transcript is spliced from 4 exons. The coding region runs from base 55 to 1677 and encodes 540 amino acids.
UUUUCGUUCCUUAGAACGAAAUUAAAGUUAUAUAUAGCAUCAACUUUUAUAAAAAUGGAGAAAGUGGGCAAGGCUAAAAAGGCGGCGCGGGAGGAGAAACAGCGCGAACAGAAGCUGGAGGAGCUGUUGCUGAAGUCCCUCGCCGAGUGCCCGACGAACGAAGACAAAGUGAAGGUGCUGGUGCAGCGGCAGGUGGAGAGCGAUAAGAACGUGUGCCAGCUGUCGGCCGAACUCCGGGUGGUGCAGCGCCACACGGAGGGGCAGCAGCGCGAGAAAGAGGCGAUGCAGCGCGAGCUCAACAAGUGCAUCCUGAUGCGCGACAAGUUGCAGGAGGUGUGCCGCGAACAGCAGCGCAUUAUCAAGUCUGUGAAGAACGAGAGCAUGCUGCAGAUCAAGGUAGAGGAGGAGCGUCGCAAGGAGACCCAGAUCAAGUUCCAGAGCUCAAUCAACGACGUCCAGAAGGCGCUGUCCAAAAACAACGACGAGAACAUCAAGUUGCGCGAUUACAACAUCGAAAUGACCAAAAAGUUAAAGCUGCUGGCUGAGCAGUACCAGACGCGCGAGCAGCAUUUGGAGAAGCUCAACGAGCAGGUGCUGCUGGAGUCGCAGCUGAAUCAGGCCAGGCUCAGCAAGGCCCAGGUCGAGGCGGCCAUGGAGAAGGAGAUCCUCAAAAAAGAAAACCAAAUCGGUCUGGAAAAGCUUCUGCAGGCUCAGCGCAGCAUCAAGGAUCUGACCGAUCGUGAACACCAGUUGAAAGAGCAGCUGAACAUCUACAUGACCAAAUACGAUGACUUCCAGCAGUCGCUGACAAAGUCGAACGAGGUAUUCGGCAGCUACAAAAUCGAGCUGGAGAAAAUGUCCAAGCACACAAAAAAGGUUGAAAAGGAGUCUCUGGGCUGGCGCCAGAGGUACGAGAAGGCCAAUGCCAUGGUCAUCGAAUUGGCCACCGAGAAACAGUUGCGGGAACAGCAGUCGGACCGCCUGGUGAAGCAAGUCACGCAGUUGCAGAAGCUACUGCGGGCCCUACAAUUGGAGCGAACGACUCUGCACAAGAGCCUCAGGGAGAACAACAUUGAGAUUCCUCCUCUGCCACAGCUGCCCCCAGAGCCGGAGCCAGUUAAGAUGACGCCAGUCAACACCGACAAGGCCAAGAUGGAGCUGAUGAGCCGAAACUGCGCCGAGCUAAAGGAGACCUUGGCUAACUUGCAGAACCAAAUGAAGCUGCUGACCACAGCUGAGGCUAAGACAGCCAUUGAGGAAAAGAACAAGGCGGCCGAGGAUCAGCAAAAGCAGGCCAAUGCCAAGAAGAACAUCAAGAAGAAGGAGAAAAAGUCCAAAGCCAAGGCAGCGGCAGCAGCUGCAGCAGCAGCCGCAGCCGAAGAGCUCCCAGAAGUUGAUGGGGUUGCUGCCGAAACGACUGCCAACGGGGAGACACCUGAAGAAAAGAUAGAAGAAGGCGUCGAGGAAUUGCUGUUGGAGGAUGUUGAGACAGUCAUCAAACUGCAGGAAGCUGCAGGAGAUGCCAGCAACGUGAAAACCACCAAGGAUGCUCAGGAGCAGACCGCUCCGAUUCCGAAAGUGGCAGAGUCUCAGAAAACCGGGGGCGACGGCGAUGGCCCGCCAGCCGCUGAGCCCAACGGUCUUGCAGCAGUGCCAGCCCUAAUCGAUGCCGAUUAGACCACCGGCUGUCGACAGCUUCACAUCUCAUAACUUUUACUCAGACGGAUACGGACCGUUUGCCUAGCCCUCCCUCAAAGCAUUUUGUGUCAUUCAGUCUCAACCAGCAUGCUGCAUAAAACAACCACAAAUUUUGUACUAGUUAUUUAUUGUAUUUUAUAUUGUAUUUAUUUAAAAGAGUGUCUUCGAA